This is a messenger RNA of Cylicocyclus nassatus, 3696 nucleotides long. NCBI's taxonomy places the organism in Eukaryota, Metazoa, Nematoda, Chromadorea, Rhabditida, Strongylidae. The record is from the annotation of a GenBank genome assembly.
UGGCCUUUUUGAGCAGAUGUGCCAUGCGGUCAUUACAAAGCGAUGAACAGUGGUGAUGGGAUCUAGCAUGAUGAUGCUAGGUGUUUCUGCAUAUCUGCAAAAUCAGCGCAAAAGGCGCCUCACUGACGAGAGCUCACAGCGGCGCAGGCGGCGGCGCGUGUCCUCGUCCACUUGCGGUAGCGUGCGAUCUCGCGUACGAGGCGGCUUCAAUUUCGAAUUUCGAUCUUCGAGAGUCGCGCUCGAGGUUGUCAAAGAUAUCAUAUCAUCAUAAACGUGCAUCGGUGCUGUUAUGGUGAAAGCAGAGUCUCGAGCAGUGACAAGCUUGCCUAAAAAACGCAAGAAUUUACAGGAUGUGGGAUUCGUUCCCGAUAUCAAGAGACUGAAACAGGAAUUAUUGGAAAGUGGUACAGUUACUAGGCGCCCUGUUUUCUUUCCACUCGCGAAACGCCGUGGAGUUGAUAUUCUCCGUGAUGUGCUUUCAAGGCUUCAAGGUGGUGAUAGGCAAAUUGCAUCCAUCCUACUUCGAGAGUUCUCAGUCGAGCACCUCCCUACAUUAAACAAGGACUUGCCUGAAAUAGUUAGUCUCAUAAUCACUUCGGCUUCGGUAACCACCUACGAUCAGAUUGCAAAACAGCUUCUCAGAAUGCUUCUUUGUGUUAUGGAAAAAGCAGACAGUUUACUGCGUAACAGUGUUGUUCAACGGUUGCUUUCUGAAUCGGCGAAGGAAUCGAACUUGUUUACACGAUCAUACUUGGAUGAAGGUUUGCUUUUAUUGUUGACAGAAGCGCUCACUAGUGGUGCAGUAGCCUUUAACUCAAUACCUAUAAGAGCUUUACGGUGUGCCGAUCGUGCUUUGCAUUCCUCCUCACAUUUAUGUCGAUGCGCAGCUAUAGGAUUUCAUGUGGCCAGAGUCAUGAACCGACGACCGGAUCCUACAUCUUUGCUGGUUCUAGAAAAGCUCCUUUGUCAGAUGACCACAGACAUGGAUUCGAGGGUACGUCUUUCGGCUACGGAAGGACUAGCAAUCAUGAGCAAAGUGGAGGAUGGGCUCACUGUUCAGGCUUAUGGCACUGUUAAAAACUUAGUCGGUGACUCCCAUAGACAAGUGCGAAUCAUUGCUUUACGCCUACUUCUCUAUUUCGCCAACAGGAUUCCGAACUUUUUGAUCACCAGUGCUUUUUCGAACACGACGGACACAAAGUUACAGCUUUGCGAUGAUGCAUUUUCCGUCGUCUGUGAUGCUGUCAAUGACCAAGAGGUCAUGGUUAGAACAGAAGCAGCUACAAUACUGGGGCAAUUCUCUAUUGUUUCUGACGCAUUUCUUGAUCAAACGCUUGACAAGAAGAUGAUGAAGACCGUACAGGAUGCAAGUGGAAGAGAGCAGGUGAAAAAAGUGCAUCAGUCGAGAUUUGCCAUCACGCAAACACCACAACAACGAGAGUCACGCUGGAAGUCUCACUAUCAUGAUCAGUCACGCCAUAAACAAUACGCUUCGGAUUGGUCAUCUGGGAAAGAACUGAAUGCUCGUUGCCCUCCGAGUGGGGCUACUACGUCCUCAAGUGAUGAAUCUGGAAGCAUAGUUCCUCGUGGAGCAUGUGGUGCCUUUGUUACGGCACUGGAAGACGAGUUCAUGUCUGUCCGACGAGCUGCUGUUCAUUCACUUGGUCAGUUGGCAGCGAACAGGCCAGCAUUUGCUACUACCGCUCUGGAUCAUUUGUCUGAUAUGUUCAACGAUGAGAUUGUUGAGGUUCGCCUUGAUGCGAUCGCUGCUUUAACACCACUCAUUGUGCAUGGAGAACUGCAGAAAGAACAGUUGGAGACUGUUCUGAAAUGCUUAGACGAUGCCAUAAUAGAUUCACGACAAGCCUUGCGUGAACUGCUUACGAAAGCUGAAUUCGCAGAUGCAGAAUGUAUGCGGAUUUGUGCUAGAGCUCUAUUGAACUGUCUGCAUCGCUUUCCAGCCGAUAAAAAUAGUAUUUACAGAUGUUUGAGCAAAGUGGGCAUGCGUCAUGCCGUAUUCGUUCAUGGAAUGGUCAGAGAACUGCUUGGUUUGCAUCUAGUUUAUGAUACGAGAGAACAACAGAUCGAUGACGUUUACUAUAUUGCCAAACUUGUUUUAAUAUUAAAUGCAGCAGCUAACUACGAGCCAAUAGUAUCCCUUCUGCCAGAAUGUGUUCUUAAACACUAUAGAUUUCUUCGCGCUGCAGUACCUGAUCUGGUACCCCCAAUCAAGGUUUUGGAAAAAGCUGACAGUAACUCGAACACUGCUGCGUCGUCGCCUUCCAGAGAACAAGCUGCAACUAGUGCAGAUAUAUUGGUGAAUACAUAUGAACGCUUACAGGAGGUUAUUCGUGAGCCAACUCUUACCGACAGAAAUGCUUUGCGAAGGUAUAUAGCAGACGAUGCUAAUGCAAUCAGCGCAUUCAAUGAGCCCCUUGCUGGUGCUGCUCAAUUCAUCGCAAGUCUCUGUGAAAUCAGUUCUGCGCUGGAAUCGCUUACGCAGAUGGUUUUGAGAGGUGGUGAUAUUGCAGAUGCUGCUAAUACCGUACAUCAGGAACUAGUGCGUGUGCGCUGCGCAGAAUACCAAUUUGCUGGUAUAUCGGUCCAGAUGGCUUCAUUUCUCGUUGAAGCAGGCAUGUUUCUCAGCCUGCUGCAGUUAUUGGUUGAGGCAACCUCUUCACCGGAACGCUAUCCAGCAAUUGUGCUUGGUAUUCGCAGUGUCAUAGCAGAUGCACAAAAUCGAUGGGCCGUCAUAGGGCCACCCAGUGAACAAGCAUUAGCGCUUAUCUCUGCUAUACAAGAACCUCUCGACUGCAUCCAGACCGAUGGCAAGAAAAUUCUUUCGGCCGCCACAUUCGGACAUCUCUUAGUGAAUCAUACGCCAUCUCUCCCACAAGUAUUUUCAGAUAUAGGAAAUAUCAAAACUAAGUGGGCUCAGAUAACUGAACCGAAUCGCGAUGUGGCAUUGGAGAAGCCCCUGCGUUUUGUGGCCGGGUUGCCGUGUGGUGUUCAGCUUGUGGCGUCCCUCCACAAUCUUGAAGACGAAGACCUGCAGAGUCUUCGGGUUCAGAUCGAAUACCCGAACAAUUCUCGUGAUUAUUUUCAUCCACGUUCAAUGGAUAUCUCGAAAGAAGGGAAUAUCAUUUCCUCAAAGGUGUUGAUCUCUUCCGUAGAUACGUGGAGCGAUGCUGCAGACGUGACUCUGACUCUUGUCCUUUUAGCACACUCAUUUUCCCAUAAACUAGUCUCAGUUCCGUUGGUAGACUCGCCCAGCAGUGCUCAGCCGGCAUCGGUGAGAUUGAGAGUGCAUCCCAUGACGAGAACAUAAUGUGUCUUGAAUAGUGUGAAGUUGUACAUUGAACUUGUUGCGAUAUAUUACGAAGUUUAUGCUACUGCCAUCGAAAUAGUCCGAAAGUUAUAAUCAACUUUGACCAACGAUAAGUACCACCGUGUCGUUUCCGACAAGUGUACCACAAUGAGACUUAUAAUUUGAGACCUUAAUACUUUUGCGAGUUUUAAUUCAGAAUGGGCUUAGUGAUGCGAUUUGGCCUAGAAUCCCAUACUUUUCACUGCUACGAUGGCGAUGUAGUCGAGUGUCUCUAUGACAUGUUCACUUAUGCGCAUCAAUUCAGACAUAGCAUAGAGUACAUCCCAGUCAUGGUAAUUUGAUUCACUAUUCUACUACACUCAAUAGCC